Corythoichthys intestinalis (scribbled pipefish) is the source of this 2989-nucleotide messenger RNA. It is a transcript of the gene tbp, whose product is annotated as TATA box binding protein. Gene Ontology annotation, molecular function: DNA binding; RNA polymerase II general transcription initiation factor activity. The record is from RefSeq and is a predicted model, not a curated record. Gene Ontology annotation, biological process: DNA-templated transcription initiation. Bases 589 to 1497 code for a protein of 302 amino acids. Lineage: Eukaryota; Metazoa; Chordata; Actinopteri; Syngnathiformes; Syngnathidae. The transcript is spliced from 9 exons.
UGGGGUCCACGUCGAGUAGCUCGAUCACGUUCGACACCAGAUAAGGUAGGGUUUUGUUCACCUUUAUUUUCUCCGUGUUUUCCUUGAUUUUAUCUUUCAUUGCUUGCAGUUCGUGGGUCACCCUCAGAACUUCGCUCUUCAUUAUCUUUAUCUCACUGUCCAGGAGUCGAGUUCGUUGAACAAUUUCCUCCGUGGACAUUUUUAAUACCUCUUCACCGAUUCCGUCUUCCACUUCGUCCCAAACUGAUUUGUCACUCAGCGACGCCAUCUUGAGUCUGUCUGCGCGACCUCUGACACCGGAAGUUAAAGCUCGCUCUUCCGGAAAUCGCAAACUCAGCGUCCAAGUCUUUGGUAUUUGAGCUCAAGAUGAAGCAAACUACAACCUGAAGGCGUUUUGUGGGUCGACUCCACGUAAGUUGGCAGUGGGUGGUUUACAAAACAAGAGUAAAGAGGAAAUUGGACGACUUCGCCCAGAAAAGUGUUAUUCUUGCUAAUCAAGCAACUGGGCACACAACUGUCAAGAGUUUGCCACAUAAGGUACCAAGCCGGUGUGUGCGUUCCUGCUCCCUUGGGUGAUAAGUUGAGGAGAUGGAUCAGAACAACAGCAUACCAGCCUUUCAGGGGCUUGCCUCCCCUCAGGGCGCCAUGACACCAGGAAUGCCUAUCUUCAGUCCCAUGAUGCCAUAUGGUUCAGGCCUGACACCUCAACCUGUUCAGAACACAAAUAGUUUAUCUAUAUUAGAAGAACAGCAGCGACAGCAGCAGCAGGCGCAGCAAGCACAGCAGGCCAAUGCGGGCCUUCCAGGAACAUCGGGGCAGACUCCUCAGCUCUUUCAUUCACAGGCGGUCACAGGUUCUACUACCACAGCGCUGCCAGGAAACACGCCACUGUACAACACCCCACUGACCCCCAUGACGCCAAUCACACCAGCCACACCGGCCUCAGAAAGUUCUGGAAUAGUGCCACAGCUUCAAAACAUUGUGUCGACAGUCAAUCUGGGCUGUAAACUGGACUUAAAGACCAUUGCAUUGAGAGCAAGGAAUGCAGAGUACAACCCAAAGCGUUUUGCUGCUGUAAUCAUGAGAAUACGAGAACCUCGCACCACAGCUCUUAUUUUUAGCUCUGGAAAGAUGGUCUGCACAGGAGCAAAGAGUGAGGAGCAGUCGCGGUUAGCGGCCAGGAAGUACGCUCGUGUGGUGCAAAAGCUGGGUUUUCCUGCCAAGUUUUUAGACUUCAAGAUUCAGAAUAUGGUGGGGAGCUGCGACGUUAAGUUCCCCAUUCGUCUGGAAGGCUUAGUACUCACGCAUCAACAGUUUAGCAGCUAUGAACCUGAACUCUUUCCAGGAUUGAUUUACAGAAUGAUCAAACCCAGAAUUGUCUUGCUCAUUUUUGUUUCUGGGAAGGUCGUGUUAACAGGUGCUAAGGUGAGAGGUGAAAUCUAUGAAGCCUUUGAGAACAUCUAUCCAAUCCUGAAAGGUUUCCGCAAGACAACGUAGAACCUUUGGAGCCUUCUUCCCCAACAUUUUUUCUAAAUCCCUAACAGUCUUCAACUGCUGUUAGGACAGUUGUGCCGUUGUGAUUUUUUUUUAAUCUAUUUACAUUGAUUUGCCAGUUAUCAUUUACAUGUUUUUUUUUUAAUUUCCCAAACCCUUGUAUAUAAGUCUGAAAGAAAAUAUUCACUUUAACUCAGUUUUAUACAUUGAAUUUUUUUUCCCAGAAACAAUUUCUACUCGGUUAUAAGGUGAAGUAAUUUCUUUGAGUCCUUUUUUUGUUUCAGGGUAUGAUGUAUAGUUGCUCGAUUGAUGCUUUUCAGAGUUAUGUAUAUAUAAAAGUGUUUGUUUUUUUUAAUCCCAAAUUUGACAAAUUCAUAUUUCAAUGGUUGACACCCCCAUAAAAAAAGUAUCUGCUUCUGCUUAUUUAGGGAAGCUUUACACUCACAGUGGCAAUUGAAUAUUUUGCGUGCACUUAACGUCAGCACCCUCUCUUAAAAUUUUGGCAGUCAUCAGUUUUAAUUUUUAGAUGCCAAUUUUCCAUUAGCAUUUUUCCGAAAUGCUUUGAUUAAGAAUAUGCAACUGAAAUUUGCCCAUGCACUGUACAAUAAACCUGGACAUACCGAGCCUCGUGAAAGUCUUUUUCCAGUGUAACAAUGUUUUACUCACUACAUUGUUUGACAUUCACUAGAUGUAGUUAAACAUGUAUAGAUACGGUACACAAUCUUUUCACUUAUCAUUAAGCUGUAAACAGUAUGGGCAUCUUAGAAUUGAUACAGUAUACUGAACAGUAAAUCAUAGUAAGUAGACCAACAGGUGCUACAGUCAUGUCCAGCUACAAGGAAUACACAAGAGGUCUUCAGUUUGCAACAGUCAUUUAUAUGCACUUAUAUACAGUUUGCUGUGUUGGAAAAUACCAUAAUCCUUAAAUGAUCACAAUGAUAGUUUAAUUUACAUUUGCUGCUCUGUGCUAAAGUCUUGCUUCCAAAUGUACUCAAGGCAGUAUUGUUCCUCAUGGUUACAGUUAACAGAACAGGUGUAUACGGCCAGAGUCCCCCAGUCGAUACUGGCCUCUGUGGAAUCCACAUGCAAACUGUUCAGCAGCUGGGGCAUCACCUUGACAAGUGCACACACAAUCCAAAAUUGAGAUUUUAAGGGGUAAAUUACAUUUGGCGUGAGCAUUAAGUAAAAAAACAAACCUGAAAUUCAAAAAUUCUCUUCGCCCCACAAGUGCAUACUGGAAUAUCUGCAUCUGACGGGAUGUGCUGUGAGGACACCCACAAGGGAGAGCCGCCCCGACUGUAGCGCAACACCUGCACGGACAGCAAAGGGUCAUGAAACCCUAACCUUUGAUAUGUCAAUUCGGAGUUCUCAACCUGCUGUGGCUCAGGUGCAAUCUUCUUUUUAAAGCGCUGGAACACUUUGUUGUCCUCAGUCUCGUGCAUGGCCAUCUCUUCCAGGUCUGUUUCUGCAAGCACUAAAAAAAAAACAUUUUAAG